This is a messenger RNA of Ictalurus punctatus (channel catfish), 3637 nucleotides long. RefSeq names its product solute carrier family 6 member 16b (gene slc6a16b). Lineage: Eukaryota; Metazoa; Chordata; Actinopteri; Siluriformes; Ictaluridae. Gene Ontology annotation, cellular component: membrane. Gene Ontology annotation, biological process: sodium ion transmembrane transport. The coding region runs from base 275 to 2461 and encodes 728 amino acids. The record is from RefSeq and is a predicted model, not a curated record. The transcript has 13 exons.
CCUCCUUUUGUGGGCGUGUGUUUAGGAAUCCAACGUGGCAGAAGCUUGAGUAGAGGGAAGCACGGCUUAAUUUAUCUCUCUUUAUUGUACUUUAUUAGUCUGUAUUCAGGCGAUGAGCGGUUAUUUACACAACUUCUGCUUCGGUGAGCGCGUGCGUUGUGGUUUUUGAGUGCAUGUUGUAUUAAAACCGUGGUGUUUCUGUCAGCUGGUUCCACGCGAGAGAAACUAAGAGCAGAAGAACAAAGACACGCGGGGAGUUACAGAUACACACAAGAUGAGCUCAGAAAAGCCACCAUUGCCAGAAGAUGGAGUAGAGGUGGGGCAGGUGGUGGGGCCUGUGGAAGUUCCUGAUGCCCCAUUGGACAGAGUGCGUGAUGGGUGGGACAGUAAGGUGGAGUAUUUCCUGGCUCAGGUGGGAUUCAGUGUUGGACUUGGGAACGUGUGGAGAUUCCCCUACUUGUGUCACCAGAACGGUGGAGGAGCGUUCCUGCUGCUCUAUGUUCUGCUGAUGGUGGUGGUCGGUGUGCCGUUGUUUUUUCUGGAGUUAGCAGUGGGUCAGAGUAUCAGACAGGGCAGCAUCGGUGUCUGGAGGCACAUCUCACCAAAACUUGUUGGGAUUGGCUACUCCAGCUGCGUGGUGUGUUUCUUCGUGGCACUGUAUUAUAACGUAAUCAUCGCUUGGAGUAUUUUUUAUCUCUUUAAAUCAUUCCAGAGUCCGUUACCCUGGGAGAACUGUCCUAAAGAGGGGAACACCACAGUACCCGAGUGUGAUGCGAGUUCUCCUACAUCAUACUUCUGGUUCCGUAAAGCUCUGGAUAUUACGGACUCUAUCGAUGACAAGGGAGAGUUUAACCUGAUCAUCACUGGCUGUCUCGCUCUCGCCUGGCUCGUCGUCUGCCUCGCCAUGUUCAAGGGCAUCAAGUCUUCUGGCAAGGUGAUGUAUUUCUCCUCCGUGUUCCCCUACCUGGUUCUGCUGUGCUUCCUGAUUCGAGGUCUGACGCUGGACGGAGCAGCAGAGGGACUCAAGUACAUGUUCAGUCCUAAGUUGGAGAUAUGGGGUGAUGUACAGGUGUGGCGUCAGGCGUUCACUCAGGUGUUCUUUGCUCUGGGUUUGGGUUUUGGCUCCAUCAUAGCGUACUCCUCCUACAACCAGCGUAAUAAUAACUGUCACCGUGAUGCCUACACCGUCUCCACCAUCAACUUCCUCACCUCCAUCCUCGCCUCGCUCGUCGUCUUCUCUGUGCUGGGAUUCAGGGCCAAGUCCUUCACCAAGACCUGCAUCUCAAAAAAUCUGAAACUGUUAUCUGAAGCAAUCUCGUCCUCAGUUACUCUACCCCCUCUUCUUAUUAACAUAACGGAGGCGGACUCUGUUUCUGUGGAGAUGUAUAAACACUGGUACGAGGUGCAGGGAAAUCAGCUGAACCUCACUGGCUACAGCAUCAGCAACUGCAGCCUGGAGGACGUCAUGAACAAGGGAGUAGAGGGGACAGGUCUGGCAUUUAUAGCCUUCACUGAGGCAAUGACUCGGUUCCCCGCCAGUCCCUUCUGGUCAGCUCUGUUCUUCCUCAUGCUCAUCAACCUGGGACUGUCCACCAUGUUCGGUACCAUGGAGGGGAUCCUCACCCCACUGUCUGAUACCUUCUCCUCACUGAGGAACCACAAACUCAUCUUCACAGUGUGUAGCUGUGUGUUGGCGUUUGUGAUUGGUCUGUUGUUCACUCAGCGCUGUGGGAAUUACUUUGUGGUGAUGUUUGAUGAUUACUCCGCCACACUGCCGCUCAUCAUCGUCGUCGUUUUCCAGACCGUCAGUAUCGCCUGGGUGUAUGGGGCGGACAGGUUCCUGGAGGAUAUCAGACAGAUGCUGGGCCGCCCAGUGUGUGUGGUUUAUAAGUUUCUGUGGAAGUACGUGUGUCUGUUAGCCAUGCUGACUCUGCUAGCAGCCAGUCUACUGAAAAUGUGUCUAAAACGACCACAAUACACAGCCUGGAACAGAGAUACGGCAUCAGAGGUGAAAUUGGCCUAUCCUGAUUGGGCAUUGGCCAUGCUCUCAACACUCAUCAUCAUUGCAGUACUUCCUGUUCCUCUGGGUUACGCCCACACCAUGUUAAAACAGCGGUUCAGCCAGUCAGCUCUCGACACUGAGGCACGAUACGCCCCCUGCAGCACCGUGGACACUGACUCUGCCCCUCUCAGCACGCUGCAGAAUGCGGACUUAAAUCCUACCUCCUCCCCGUUGGCCGAGGAUGGCUACAGGCUCCUCCCACAGACUGGAGAGGAGGAAGUAAGCACCAUUGGGGCCAUUAUCCACAAGUGGAAGCAAAAUCACUCCAUCAUCAACCGGCCAUGCACAGGAGCUCCUCACAAGAUUUCUGACCAGGGAGUCAGAAGAAUAUUCAGAAGAGUAGCCCAAGAGCCAAGGACCACUCAGAAAGAGCUCCAGAAAUGUCAUGAUGUCUGGUGAAAAUCUCAUGUGAAUAACCUCAUCGGAAAUAUAAUGAAUCUAAUAUUCAUAAUUUAUUGUAGGGCUGUAAUACUGUUACAGAGCAACACUGCACUCAAUCUUUCUAUCGAGAGACCUGAUUGGUCACAACAUGAAACGGUGCUAGUUAGUGAUCUAAUUAUUAAACUAGGUAAAGCUUUCCAGGGAAAAUGAACUAGUUAAUAAAGUUGUUCAGCAAAUAUUAAAUAUGUAAGACUUUGAGGAAGCUGUUUAAACUCUAAUAACACAACAUUAAACACAAUAACACGUGUGUAAUGUAUUUGAGUCAUCAUUAGACAUUGUAUUUAAACAGUCCUGAUAUCGUGAAUAUUUCAGUACUGUUAUGUUUAUUAUUUAUUUAUAGUUAGUGAUGCAAUUGAUCUCAAGAAAGUGAUCAAUGUAACACACAACUUACACAAAUAAUAACUUUAAUGCUGAUUAUAAAGUGAUUAAGUACGUGGCUUUUCUGAAUGUGACUCCCAUUAAAAUUUCUAAAUAUAAAAUCCCCAUUUUUAUAAUUAAUAUAAGAACUAUCACUAAUUUGUAAAAUAAAUGAAAGAGGAGAUUGUGAGUUAGAUUUGUGACCCUAUUUGUGAAUCAGUAAACCACACGUGGGGUCACGAGUUUUAGUUUGGAAACACCUGUUAAAACUUUAUUUACUGUAGACCCUUAACAGUAAAAAGGCUAACGAAUAUCAGUCCAAAUGUUCUUCAGUUCAGCUCUAAUGUCAUGACACACAGUACAUCUAGAUACCUGAAGGUACACACACAUUAUAUUACACACACAUGAUUAAUAAUUAGUUAAAUAAUUAAUGUAUAAUUAUUUUUCAAGUAUAUGAAAAGCACCACAUUGUAAAAGUGUUCAGUUUGCAGUGUUGUAGAGAUGGAGGAAUAAAAGGCCAGAAAGGAGAGAGAGCUGAAUCGAAGCUGCUGAUUGGUCAGCUGCUCUAACGCUCAUUACGACAUCAUGAUUUGGACUUUCACCAGUUCAGUGGGAAAGUUUUCACAUCACCUUUUAUUUAUUUAUUUAUUUAUACAGCACAUGUACAAAGAGAACAAGAACCGGUCAACUGGAACGCUGUACAGUAACAUCAGGCAAAUACAAACCGCAAAUAAUAUAUAUAUAUAUAUAUAUAUAUAUAUAUAUAUAUAUAUAUAU